CAUACGUGGCAGUGAAUUUGAGACCAUUAAACGUGGACUAAAUCUAAUCAGCUGCACCGAAGAAAACGAGUUGUCUUUACUUGUUCCAUCCACUGAACUGCAGCGAUUAGUUGUCCAACGUCCCUGUUCAGGAUGAUCCCCAUUUUCAUUUUAGCCGUUUGUUUCGUACACACGCUUUGUGCUAGCGCGGAUUCCGAUGCUUUGGUGACAAGUAAAGCAUACCUUGAUAUCAGUAUUGGAGACAAAGCGGUGGGAAAGAUAGUGAUAGGGUUAUUUGGAAAAACUGCCCCUAAGACUGUAAAAAAUUUUGAGGCUCUGGCUUCACAUGAGUUUGGCUAUGGCUACAAAGGAGCUACUUUUCAUCGUGUGAUAAGGAAUUUUAUGAUACAAGGAGGAGACUUCUCCAACAGAGACGGAUCUGGAUCUAAGAGCAUCUAUGGCAAGUACUUUGAUGACGAGAAUUUUAUCCUGAAGCAUUAUGGGCCGGGUUGGGUGUGUAUGGCGAACGCCGGCAAAGACACCAACGGCUCACAAUUUUACAUCACAACUAUUAGGACGUCGUGGCUGGAUGGCAAGCACACGUGUUUUGGAAAAGUUCUGCAAGGAAUGAAAGUUGUCAAACACAUUGAAGGACUUAAUACUGACGAAAAAGAUCAUCCAGAUCAGACGGUGGUCAUUUCUGAUUCUGGUCUCGAGGAAGGUUUCAACUGGCCUUUUAAAGUUUCCAAGACGGGUGUGUCUGUGUAGUGGGGCUGUUCAGUGUUUCAUGGUUUGCAUUUAGAAAUUUCAGGUUUUUUUAGCCUAUUUUUAAGAAAGUGGCGCAUGUAUCAGCUAUGUAAAAGUAUAGAGGUGAGAGACAUUCACGUCUCGGCUCGAAAAAUUAAAAGAGACACCGUAACACCAUGUAUUUCUGAAAGCUUAAUAAAAUGUUCCACAACAUCCUA
This is a messenger RNA of Pocillopora verrucosa, 944 nucleotides long. RefSeq names its product peptidyl-prolyl cis-trans isomerase 6-like. Gene Ontology annotation, biological process: protein folding; protein peptidyl-prolyl isomerization. The record is from RefSeq and is a predicted model, not a curated record. Gene Ontology annotation, molecular function: peptidyl-prolyl cis-trans isomerase activity. Lineage: Eukaryota; Metazoa; Cnidaria; Anthozoa; Scleractinia; Pocilloporidae.